AGACAGAUCAGAUCCGGUGAAAUAAAAGACUAGAAAGGCAAACCUUGGCAGCUCAAAGCUUUAUUCUGCAAUUUAUUUGCCCUAUCUUUCAUCUUCUAUUUGAAUCUACAUUUUUGCUUCAUACGCUAUGACUAAGCAACAAGCUAACUGGUCUCCAUAUGAUAACAAUGGAGGAUCUUGUGUUGCGAUUGCCGGCGCAGAUUAUUGCGUCAUCGCCGCCGACACUCGAAUGUCCACUGGCUACAGUAUUCUCACCCGGGAGUACUCCAAAAUCUGUAAACUAGCUGACAAAAGUGUAAUGGCGUCUUCUGGUUUUCAAGCUGAUGUCAAAGCCCUACAAAAGCAUUUGGCAGCCAGGCACUUGAUCUAUCAACACCAACACAACAAGCAAAUGAGCUGUCCUGCCAUGGCUCAACUACUCUCGAACACUCUCUACUAUAAACGCUUCUUUCCGUACUAUGCUUUUAAUGUUCUAGGUGGUCUUGAUAGUGAAGGAAAGGGCUGUGUCUACACUUAUGAUGCUGUUGGUUCCUAUGAGAGGGUUGGAUAUAGUGCUCAAGGUUCUGGUUCCACUCUUAUCAUGCCUUUUCUGGAUAACCAACUGAAGUCUCCCAGCCCUCUGUUAUUGCCUGCCCAGGAUGCUGUAACUCCACUUUCAGAAUUGGAAGCUGUUGACUUAGUGAAAACUGUUUUUGCAUCUGCAACUGAGAGGGAUAUCUACACUGGAGACAAGCUUGAAAUUGUCAUCCUAAAUGCUGAUGGUAUCCGUCAUGAGUAUAUGGAACUCAGAAAAGAUUAAUCUGUCCAAAAUCUUGUUGGUCCUAUCACAAGUUACUGGAGGAAUUGCAUGGAUUACCCCUUGGUUGACACUUACCGAGGUUGAUGUUUUAGCUAUUUAAGCAUUUUCAUCCUAUUGAUCAGUAUAACUUUUAAAUUAGUCAACUUGAACAAAUGCAAUUUUCUAGUAUAGAUGUUCAGUUAUGAUGCAAUUCAUGUUUUGGGACAUAUGCAAUUGGCAUUUAAAUUGGCUUGUCCGAAAAGUUUGCUGUGGAUAGAAAUUUAAUGCACGAAGUCCAUUGUGCUCCUUUAUAUGUAGAAAGUUGGCUAUUUGGAAAUGGUCUCGAGAACCUGCUUCACAUUUUUCGCUUAGCGCAUAAAUUUAAGUGCGUAUAUUUCCAUUUA
Messenger RNA from Hevea brasiliensis (rubber tree), 1182 nucleotides. RefSeq names its product proteasome subunit beta type-1. The transcript is spliced from 7 exons. Gene Ontology annotation, cellular component: proteasome core complex. Bases 128 to 799 code for a protein of 223 amino acids. The record is from RefSeq and is a predicted model, not a curated record. NCBI's taxonomy places the organism in Eukaryota, Viridiplantae, Streptophyta, Magnoliopsida, Malpighiales, Euphorbiaceae.